ACUAUGUUUAUCCAUCUCUAUAAAACAUUGAACGAUUAUUUGCAUUAUUAAGAGUCAAAAGGACAAUUCAUGUAACUUUCUAGUCCUGCAGUAUUAAGAAUCCACAACUCCGAUAGUUUUAUUUGGCAAUGCUCCUAGAUUUAGCCUGCUCUACAAUUUUGGCUAGGGCGACUACCUUGCGCACAAAAAAGUACACAUAUUGUUAUUAGUAAAUCGUAAACAAAUUUCUUGAAACCAGUAGCGACGGUCAAAUCGCAGGAAACUGGUAUUGCAGUUUAUUUAUAACGGGCAAACAAUUGAGUAAAGACCAACACCACUUAAGCCAUUGGCCACCACCCCAUUGUUACCACAAUACCAAGGAUACGCAAGACAUUUUGGCCAGAGUCGGCGUACAUAUUUGGUGACGUGACGAUAAGUUUACGUAUCGACACCAGACAUAGUCAGUUGUACAAAUGGAGCCAUCCACGAAUGUUGCCUGCAUGGCAAAUGGAUCGUCAGUGGCACCAGCCAGCAUCAAGCGAGGUACCCAACAGGGCCGGAAGAAAUCGGGACCCAAGUUUGAGCUUUCUGAAACUCAAAAAUCUGAUAUUAAGGAGGCCUUCGAUUUGUUCGACAACGAAUGCAGCGGCUAUAUCGAGGUCAAGGAGCUUAAGGUGGCUAUCCGUGCCCUCGGUUUCGAACCCAAGAAGGAAGAAAUUAAACGAAUGAUCGCCGAAAUAGACAAAGACGGCAGUGGGCGCAUUGCCUUCAAUGACUUUCUUCACUUAAUGACUACGAAAAUGGCUGAAAAAGACACGAAAGAAGAAAUAUUGAAAGCUUUUCGGCUGUUCGACGACGACGAGACUGGCAAAAUUUCGUUUAAGAAUCUAAAGCGUGUGGCCCGGGAACUGGGCGAGACGCUUUCAGAUGAAGAGCUGCGAGAGAUGAUUGACGAAGCCGAUUUGGAUAACGAUGGCGAGGUUAAUCAGGAAGAGUUCCUGCGCAUUAUGAAGAAGACCAGUUUGUAUUAGAAAGUUGCGUAAUACGCAACAUCCUUUCAUAGAUGCAUUCCGUAUUUCCCCUGCCUAAAGAAAAUCUUGUUGCGAGAUUACUAAAUAUAAUCCGAAAUGCAAA
Drosophila serrata is the source of this 1113-nucleotide messenger RNA. RefSeq lists its product as uncharacterized. Gene Ontology annotation, molecular function: calcium ion binding. Gene Ontology annotation, cellular component: myosin II complex. Lineage: Eukaryota; Metazoa; Arthropoda; Insecta; Diptera; Drosophilidae. The record is from RefSeq and is a predicted model, not a curated record.